UUCCAAAUGUUGUCGCAAAAGGAAUUCACCACAGCUUGGCGUUUUUGGCUGAUCUGGAUGGCCUUAAUGUGUGCUGGCAUUUUUCUUUGCGCCAAGCAGCUUACCGAUGCAUACAACCGCCAGUCCCAGGAGCAGAACAAGACCCAGACCAUCGCUAACGACACCGUGGACAAGGCGGUCAAAGAAACUCUGGUGGAAGGCAUCAGGACAGAGGCGCAGAAUCCACCAAUUGACGACAUCUAUGCGAUUUUAAGACGCCCCCUAGUCGACCUUAUCUACGAGCAUGCCUUGCGCCACAGCAAAGCUGCAGGAUGCCUCGGGGCCAAGAAAAACAUCACCAUGAAGACAGGUAUUUCAAAACUACGACAUCCACAACGUCGCAAGCGGCAGGCUGAGGAGAAAACGGCUCUUGAACCGAUCUCUCGCCUCAACAUCACCAAGGACGCAAUGCGUCUUAAGGGCUUGAAACUCCUAAAGAUAAUCGGGGGUGCCAUCAACGAGCAAUUACACUUUGGGGAGCGCGAACAACCGAAAAUAAGGCCCGGGGACGAAUCAGCCAAGCAGUCUCGAUCCCCAGUUCAGAUCCUGACUCCCCGUGGUAUUUUUAUUGGCCCCCUGAAUGAGUUCAAGCAGUUGGUGGCACAGCGACGUUGUCCAUUGCAUGGCUUGUUAACUUUCAAGGAACAAUCAGCGGGUCCUUGCAAGUGCUGUGGCAAAUAAAAUCGCGACUAGAAGCGACACUUACACACACACACACACAUACACACAUAUCCACACUGAAAAGCGAAUCAGUUUGGGUCUCUUUUCCCGAUAGAGUUGUUGAGACGCUUUGAAUUAUAUUUCUUAAGGGUCCUCAGGACUACAGUUCCUUACCAUUUAUAUAAUAUUUAAGCAAAGGAGGAAGUCACAAAUCAUAUUGAAGAAGAAUAAAUAAAAUUUCUUAGGUUGCUAGUUCGAGGUAAUAUGAGUAUAGU
Scaptodrosophila lebanonensis is the source of this 974-nucleotide messenger RNA. RefSeq lists its product as uncharacterized. Bases 7 to 720 code for a protein of 237 amino acids. The record is from RefSeq and is a predicted model, not a curated record. NCBI's taxonomy places the organism in Eukaryota, Metazoa, Arthropoda, Insecta, Diptera, Drosophilidae. The transcript is spliced from 4 exons.